AUGCUCCUCUUUGCCUGGUGGUGUACGCUUCUGACACCGAACUUUGUGGGGCAGACCCCUGGAUUCUUUCAUUGGUGGCCUGCUAAGCACGAGGUUCCAAUUUGCAUACAACUGUCUUUAGCGACCAUCAUCUCCUGGACGAGUGUGCUCUUACUGGCACAACAGUGCGACUGGACCUGGCAAUCCCUUGGAAGCAGUGCGCAAUACUCACUGGCCAAUUCUGCAGGGCUCUACUUGCAGCUACAUCCAACAGGCACAGCACUGGCCUAUUCUGCAGGGUGGGUGGCUCCUGAAUUGCCCUACGAGGAAGACCUGGUUUUUCCUUUGCACGACACUGCGGCGGUACACACGGUGUUGGCUCAUCUUUGCAACAGUGACAAAGUUUUCACUCCCCUGGCCUUUUCUGCAGGGUGGCGAGCUUUGACAGGCCUGAUCCUCCUUGGUUUCAUGCAACACUAUACCAGAUAUGGGGGUGAGGGUAGUGGCCCAGUCAUGGGGGUGUUGACGCUCCACGAAACCCGAUGGCAGUUCACUGGAGAGUGGCUUGAUUCUGACUGGAUUCAUGUGCAUUCCGGAUGCUCCACCUCCAAGGGAACCGGCAUCCUGACUCACCAGGCCGCUGGCAUUAGCAGACAACAGGCUCAAAUGGCUAAGAUGGAGUUUCAAGCGGCCACUGAACUAUGGCACGCCUAUGCUGACUGCUCAUCGAGGGUCAUGACUGAGCAAUUGACCAUGGUCCUGCACUCAGACGCCCCAGGGGUCCCUUUCUCGGUUUGUGAGCUGGCCCAAGCCUUGAGUGACAUCCCAGUGAACCGUGCCGUUGCACAGUUGAUUGCGUCCCAAAGACCGACGCCACAUGCUAGGGCACUUGGCCUUCCCAUGUUCCAAUUUUGCGGUGGUGUCACAUACCAUUUCCAGCAUGGCUGCGAUCACGUAGCUCUGCCAACAGGCGCAGGGCUACGCCAAGGAUGCAAGGCUGCCCCGGGCCUUUGGAACUUCCUGAUGAUGCUGUAUCUCAAUAGGGUAGCCAAUUUCUUACCAAUUACCUGGAUAAGAUUGCACCUUAAUAUUUACGCCGACGAUUAUCAGGUAGGAGGCCUUUUUUAUUCCAUUUCAGACUUGAAAAAGCUCCUGACGGCCAUUGGCAUUUUGCUGGACACCUUGCGUGAAUUUGCGUUGCGGAUUAACACCAAGAAGUCAGCGGCACUUUUGACCAUUGCUGGCACUUCUCAUCGACAUCAGAGAGCUCAGUUUGUCGUGAAGCAAAAAGAUGUGGAACAGCUGCGCAUUCCCCUGCCAACGGGGACAGAAGCCUUGAUACCAUUGCAGUCACAAAUCACGUAUCUUGGAACGGUUAUGUCUUACAAAGAUUGCAAAACUGCCACGUUAAAGCAUCGCUUGACCUUGGCUAGAAUUGCACAACGCAGACUUGGCAGAUGGCUCCGGGGCAAACAUGAUUUCAAGAUUCACAGCAGAUUUCAACUUUGGCGCUCCACUGUGUUGCCAGUCCUGACGUAUGGCAUUUUUGCAACGGGGAUCCAUCCACAGGGCAUCAUGUGUUUGCAAAGGGAAAUGUAUAAAAUGUUGAGACAGGUAGUUUGUGAUCAUGCCUCACGCACGGGACAUACCAACUAUCUUGCCCUGACCUUGCACUCCAUUGCAACGCCUUUGCAGCAAUUGCGCGCUGCUGCCGAGCAACUUUUGCAGUCGAUCACUCAACGCUUGACCAGAUUGCAAGCCGAUGAUAUCACACUGCAACUGCCCUGGGAGCAUUUAAAUCACCUGGUAACUAACCUUGCCAAUACUCAGGAGCUGAGCUCCCGGUCUGUCGAGCCUUCUUCAUUGUGUGUUGACCCCAGCAGCCCUGACCUUUUUCAAUGUACAAGAUGUGAUUUUGUUGCAACCAACGUCGCAACAUUCAGACGGCAUUGCACGAUGGUUCAUGGCCUUCCUGUUUUUCGGAGUCAUUUUGCUCUUGCAUCACAAUUCACAAACACUGGAUUGCCUGAAUGCAAACAUUGUGGACAAACCUUCACUACAUGGAGACGUUUUCAGAUUCACAUUGAACGGGGCUGUCAGGUCCUUUACUCCGGCCCUUGUGCCACAGAGACGCAUACUGCUCUGGGGGUGCAGCUCUACCAGAGCAGCACUGAGAUGGCUGCUGGAGAACUUGCCGUCAGAGGCUCAACACUGAUCCCUGAAGCUGAACUGGACAAUCUGCGCCAAGCAACGUUUGGCCUGCCACUGUGUCAGCUCAUUGAAGAGCGUGACUGGGAAAAACUGGCAACUUUGCCUGAUGCAUGCCAGUACCUUGCAAAGAGGUGCAUUCUGUGUGGCCUUCACUAUAACCGGGUUCAAGAACUUAAUGCCCAUUAUCGAACCAUGCAUGGACAAUAUUGGGAUGGAGUUCCACAACAAGCUGUGUACAUGUCCAAUACAUGGGCCACAGAUAGGCCUUGCGUCUACUGCGGCGCCCUGUUCAAAUCACACCUUUGCCCGGUGUGGGUUCAGGUGAUGGCCUUGCUGAUGGCGGGAGUCAGAGCACCCAGUGACGGUGUCAAUUCAACAGAGACUCCUUCACUCAGAGUUCGAUGUGACAUUUGCUUGGCAGAUCUUCCCAACCCAGCAGCCCUGGCAGACCAUCUGCAAACCCAGCAUGCCUUGCAGGGGGUGGCGUUUAACGUGGCCAGAGACAGUGUGGCGGGCAGCCCAGCAUGUGCCCAUUGCGGAACUCUCUACAAGAGCAUGUCCAGUCUGCGCUCACACAUAAACCAAAGCAGAUGCCUCCUGUUUCGACCAGAGGCAACAGCCGAGACGUUGCCUAUGCGUCCUGAAUGGGUCCAGGCUUGCACAGCUGGUGAAAUGAAAACCCUUUUCACCAAUGCCAAGUUCAGAAUGGAGUUGACGCUGCAUUGUCAACUCUGCGGGGUUCAUUAUGCACGGUCCACGGACCUUUCUUGCCAUCUCCAGGGCAGCCAUGCCAGGGUCUGGCGCCGCGCUCAAACCCUCACAGUGAUUUUGGUCAGCUUGUUUUAUGCCAGAGGAACUUGCGUGUGCAACCCGGCCUUGCAUCAGAACCGCCUGGAUCACAACUGCCUCCCCCUGAGGCAGCUAUCCAUGCUAUUCCAGAUGAUGAAUGACCAGAUAUUUGCACCUUUCCAGGCAAGUGAACAUGUGUUGAAGAUGUUGCUCUCCACCAUGCUUGACCAGACACAGCGCUUUCAGCUUGAGCAGAUUGUGCUUCAGCAUGACUAUGCCAAACUUUGGCAGGAUCCUGGAUGCUUGCAGCUCCUGCGCACCCAAUGUUUGUUUUGCGGAUGUGAACGAGAUGCCUGUGCGCUGCCCCAACACCUGCGCGAGGCCCAUGCCUGCAGUCAUCUUGCACUGUCCUUUUAUAUGGCCUUGCUGACACCCAUGAUGCAAAAAAGCAUGACAGAAGACCACCAAUGUCACGCUUGCCUACAGGUUUUCAACUUGCCUGCAACUGCAGAUGAUGCUGAGAACACCCAACGCAAGCAACUGGCUCAAUCACACCUGCUGUACAACUGCCCUGUUGCGUUGCAAAUUGCAUUGCUGCUCACUGGGUUGCUACAUGAUGGACGACUCCUUGAUGACCACACCGGAGCUGAUGGCGCACCAGCAAGUACUGGAAACCUUCAAAGGCCUUGCCCCCUUGCUCGGUCAGGCGCAAUUGGCGCAACUGGCCCCAAACCCAAGAGAGCAAAAACGCUCCAAGCAUCAGCACGAGCCGCCUCAGCAGACCCAACAGACCCAGAUGCAUCAGUUGGGGGCCUUACAGACACCACAACCUCAGCUGGCAACACUGGUCCAUCAGCUUGCCCUACUGGUUCUGCGCCACGAUCGCGACCUCAACCAGAGCAGAAAGGCGGACAGCUUCGUUCUUUUUUCAACCGCGAUCCCAAGGGCGGGCUCCAGGGCUUGCUUCAGGCCACACAGACAUGGCAGGAGCAGAGGAAGUCAUCGACAUUGCCACUGAUGACCUUGAGACAGCACCUGACGCAGUGCCUUUUCCAGGACCUCAUGCUGAAAGUGGUCAAGAUGUCGGAAGCCAAGCAGGACGACCAACUGUUCCUGGCCUCUGUUCAGAGCCAAGUGAUCGACGAGAGCGGGAACUGGCCCUUCUUGGAAUGGAAUCCAACGACCAAACAACUCCACAAGAGUUCCAAGACACCCAUCAGCAUGACGCUGAUGCUACAGCAUGUGAAGGAGCUGGGCGGAUCGGGAGUGGGAGCUUUUGAACCGGCUCUCCCGCAGCAGCGUUUGGACCCUCCUUGGGACAAUGCUCAAGCCGCAUGCCCUGCACCAAUGCGGCCUGGCGGACUCCAUCCAGCAGGCUCUUGGCCAGCAGACCAGGAAAGGGAAGGGCAAAGGCAAGACCAAGCAGACGAACCAUCGAUCCAAGACAACGUGACACCCUCCUUGGCCGUGCUCCUCCAUGUGAUGAGCCACUUGAGGCUUCGCAAUGACUCCAAUUGGUGCUACGUGAACAGCACCAUUUUCUGUGUUCUCUGGACAUUGAUGUCCAUGCAGUGUGAUUCAGCCUCCUUGGGGGAACGUUUUGAAGACCUGAUUCAAUUUCUUCCAUGUCACAAUUUGCAAUUGGUUGCUUUGAGUGAACUGCCUUGGUUUGAUCAGAUCUUGCAAGCAUGGGAAGCCUUCCAGGGUACUCAGAGGGGUAUGCAACAGGACACGUCUGAAUAUGCAGCCGCCGUCCUGUGCUGGCUGAGAGCACCAGCUGUCAACAUGACCUGGGAACGCCGUGUGGAAGAAAUGGGAUCAGUGUGCACACAUGACCAUGGAGAUGCUUACAUGCCCAUCACACUUUCACUACCUGCCUCUCAUGCCAUUUUGCCUGAACAGCAGUACAAUUUGUCCUCUCUUGUUUGGCGCUGGAUGCAGGAACAUGGGAUGAUUGCUGCUUUGACGCAGGCCCCUCAGUGCCUAUGUCUUCACCUGGAUCGUUUUUAUCAGGUGGAUGGUGAGGUUCACAAAAGCCAGUGCAUGAUUGACAUGGAGGCUGGCUGCACGAUGCCUGUCUUCACAAACACCUCUUUGCAGCGCGAAAUGGUUGAAUAUGUUUUGGUUGCGGCAGCAGCACAUUUGGGGUCUGACAAAGGGGGCCACUAUCGAGCGGCCUUGAAAACUUGCCCUGCAGUUCAAUUGACUGGACAGCCAAUGCAUUGGCUCAUCACCAAUGAUGAUGUUGAGGCGACGCCCACAUGGAAGAUGCCCGACUGGUUUUGCCACAAUACAACUGUCUUUUGGUUGUUGCGAGCUGACAGUGUGCAUUUGCAUGCGUAUCAAGCCCUGCCUGCCCAAGACCCUGUGCAGAUUGAUGCAGCACAUGGACCUUUGACUACGGAUCCACCCAAUGACUCCAUGCCAGAGCGUGACAAUGAUGCUGGCUCCCUUGCAGCCGUGCCGAAGCCUGAUGCAAUGACAGAGGAGGCGGGACAUGACCAAGUGGUGGAGGUGGACGAGGUCCUGGCACGACGUGGCAACCGCGCACUGAUUACUGGCCGAUACACCAGCAGCAGGCAUUUGGAGCACGACUAUCAUUUUGACGGUAAAGUCAUUGGUAGUGGCCUCAGUGGCCCGGUGCGCCUGGCCACCGGCAAGGCUGACGGACUGAAGUAUGCCAUCAAGAGUUUCAAGAAGAAGGGCAUGUCCUCCUGCAAACGUGCGGAGUUGAAGAGCGAGGCGGAGGUCUACCUUACCUUGGACCACCCCCAUGUGGCGAAGUUGGAAAUGAUCUACGAAACUGACGAGGAGAUGCACUUUGUGAUGGAAUACAUGUCGGGUGGGGAGCUCUACAAACGCCUCUCCAGUCGCAAGCGCUACUCUGAGGAAGCUGCAGCCUUGUGCAUCAGACAGGUUCUUUUGGCUGUAGCAUAUCUGCAUGCUCGCCUAGGUGGUCUGACUUUAGCCAAGACCUUGCUGCAGCCGGAGCAGCCUGGUCGUCCGGUGGAGGUGUGCAUCUACGAAGCCUGGGACCAUUGGAAGGUCCGUGGUGGUGCCCUAGGUCUGGCCGCGGGCGCACGGAUCCUGCGGCGCCUGGGGCUUGGAGAACAACUCAAGGAGGCAGCGAAUCAGGUGGACGGCUUUCGGCUGCACUUUUUCGCAGAAGGCACCGAGCUGAACUCCUUGAAUCUCCCGGCAUGCACGGCCAUGCGCACGGAUCUUCAGAAGAUCUUGGUGGACUCGCUCCCGUCCAGUUGUAUCAAGCUUGGUCACAAGCUAAAAGAGAUCACCGAAGGAAGCGAUGACGUCACGCUGGAAUUCGAGAACGGAGCAAGAGCCUCCGCGCAUUUGGUGGUGGCAUCGGAUGGCAUUCAUAGCUUCGUGAGGCAGAAAGUCUUUGGUGGAGACCAGCCGGAGUUCACCGGCUUUCGAGUGUUGUAUAGCCUUUCUUCAAAGCCUUUCCGUCCUGAUCCUACCGUGGCUCAUAUUCAUUGGAAGGAGGUGGAUGGUGCAGGCUAUGGAAUGAUGGACAUGACUGCCGGCAAAGGUGAGAAUCGCCAUGAUUUCAUGAUCAUCAUCAUGCGCAGCGAGGAACAGGUCACUGACCGUUGGGACUCAACCUUGGUGAAGGAGAGACUCCAGGAGUUCGCGGAGCGCGUGGCCCCGGAGCACCCGGUCUUGGGGAAGGCCGUGGAAUGCUCGGAGGUGUGCUUCGACUGGGGCAUCUACAAGCAGCCCACCCGGGAGUCCUGGAUCAGCUCGAAGGGUCGGGUGGUCCUGUUGGGCGAUGCCGCCCAUGCCACGGCUCCCUUCAUGGGCCAGGGAGCCAACAUGGCAAUGCACGACGCCUUUUGCCUGGGUCAAAUCUUGAUGAACGACCAGAUCCCGCUGCAGGAUGGCUUGAAACUCUAUGAGACCAGUCGGAAGCCCUACUGCGAAGCCGUGGUGUCCAAGAGUUCCAUGGUGGGUGCCUUGCACACGGCCAGUGGAUUCAAGGCAGCCUUGAGGAACAAGUUCCUGUCCUUGAUGUUGCUGAGAAACAUGAGGGCCGUGGUGGCCACAGAUCCCACAGCUCGCAAGCCUUGGGAGAAGAGCCCCAGCUUCUUCCAGCAGUUGGGGAGGAAGAUUCAAGGCAUUUGUUCUCCCAAGGAAGCUGCUAAGGUCUAAAUGUCCUCCAUCCCAAUCCUGGGAAUGAGCCAUAGCUGCCAUAGCCAUUAGCCAAGGCAGCUCGUUACUGGUCACCCCCCGUAAAAUCCGAUGCGGGGUGCCAGGCGCAUGUACAGACGUUUAGUUUUGGAGCUUCGGCAACCACAGGAUACCACAGGUGCCGAGCUCAGCUUGAACAGGAGCUCUACUUGACAAGUAUCUCAGAUUAUCUCAGAUUAUCUCAGUAUCUCUCUUGACUCUUUCCUGCUCAAAUUGUGAG
Molecule: messenger RNA, 7408 nt
Organism: Cladocopium goreaui
Lineage: Eukaryota; Dinophyceae; Suessiales; Symbiodiniaceae
Source: the annotation of a GenBank genome assembly